CCGAGACCAACCCAAAAACAUGCGCAUCUCGCGCGAUGCCCGGCGACCGGCGGCGCUGCUUCUUCCGGCGGUCCUCGCCCUGCUCCUCCUCCCGGCGCCCUCCGACGCGUGGCGGCCCUGGCCCCACCUGAGGACCAACGCCUCCGACGUCUUCGGCGAUUCCAAGAAGUACGAGGGCUCGUCGGAGUUCGUCAAGCUGAAGUACCACAUGGGGCCCGUCCUCACCGCCAACAUCACCGUCCACACCAUCUGGUACGGCGUUUGGGCCCCGGCCCAGAAGAAGGUCAUCCGCGAGUUCCUCAGCUCGAUCUCCGCGACCGACGUGAAGCGGCCCUCCGUGGCCGGGUGGUGGAGGACGGUCCAGAUGUACACGGACCAGACCGGCGACAACAUCUCCCGGACCGUCCUGCUCGGCGAGGAGAAGAACGACCGGUUCUAUUCCCACGGCAAGUCGCUCACGAGGCUAUCGGUGCAGUCGGUGAUCAAGAGCGCCGUCACGGCCCGGACCAAGCAUCUCCCGAUCAACCCCAAGAGCGGGCUGUACCUGGUGCUCACCUCCCCUGACGUGUACGUCCAGGAUUUCUGCAACAACGUGUGCGGGUUCCACUACUUCACCUUCCCCUCCAUCGUGGGCUACACGCUGCCGUACGCGUGGGUGGGCAACAGCGCGAAGCUGUGCCCGGGCGUGUGCGCCUACCCGUUCGCCGUGCCCGACUACAUCCCCGGGCUGAAGCCGCUCAAGACCCCGAACGGCGACGCCGGCGUGGACGGGAUGGUGAGCGUGAUCGGGCACGAGCUCGCCGAGCUGGCGACGAACCCGCUGGCCAACGCCUGGUACGCGGGUCAGGACCCGAGCUUCCCGGUGGAGAUCGCGGACCUGUGCGAGGGGAUCUACGGGACCGGGGGCGGCGGGUCCUACACGGGUCAGAUGCUGGAGGACGGAGACGGCGCCACGUACAACAUGAAAGGGAUCCGACGGAGGUUCUUGGUCCAGUGGGUGUGGAACCAUGUGGUUAACUACUGCACCGGCCCGAACGCCCUCGAUCAGUAAUGUCCUCCUCCUCCUCCUCUUCUUUUUGCUUUUGGUCCCUUUUGUUCGUUUGUUUCCUUCUGGGUUUUGGAGGGUUCCUCUUCCUUUCUUUUAAAAAUUUGAAAAAAAUUCGAAGUGGGUAUUUAUCCAUUUGGUUUGGAUUCUUGUGGGGGGAGGGGGUUGCUGGGUCUGGUCGGUUCUUGGUCUGGUCUGGUAAUGAAUGAUUAGCCGUGGUAGUUAAGUCUGUUAAAUAUGUAAUAAGAACCGUAUACUGUCCUUGUAUACAAAAAGGGAAAGUCUUUUUCUUCUUCGUUCGGACGGUUGUUGUAAUGGUUGUGGGUGAUUGGGCAUUUGAAGAGGGAGACAGUGGAGCGGGUGCAGCAAUGAAGAACAUUGCACUACAGCUGAUGUGGGAAGCACAGCACGGCAAAGCAACGCCCUCCAUUCAAUUCAAUUCAAAUUCAAUUCAGUUCAAUCCCCUUCAGCUUGAAUGAAUGUUAUUGCACGUACCUGGUACCCGCUUCUGCCAGCUCCGAAGGUGGUCUCUGUAAAAAACGUCGUGGUUGGGUUGGGGUGUGUUUAAUUAGGCACGUGAUAUAGCCCUGUGCCACUUUUAAUACGUGAAAUGGACCUGAUGCAAAUCCUCCUACAA
This is a messenger RNA of Syzygium oleosum, 1682 nucleotides long. Its product is annotated as protein EXORDIUM-like 3. Lineage: Eukaryota; Viridiplantae; Streptophyta; Magnoliopsida; Myrtales; Myrtaceae. The record is from RefSeq and is a predicted model, not a curated record. The coding region runs from base 20 to 1051 and encodes 343 amino acids. The transcript has a single exon.